GAGCGUUCGUGUUUUCGGCCGAAAGCCCCUUCACCAUAUCGGUCUGGUUGCGGUGCGGUGAGCGUGUUUUUGUGCCUAGCAGCUCAGUUCGGUCCGGUCGCCGGCUCUCCGUCCUCCUCCGGCCGCUGUCGCUGUGCGUAAAGACGCGCAUGGAAGUCUCUUCUUCGGAUUCCGUGCGGAUUCUGCAGCCGCAAUCUGAGCUGUGCCCUCCGCUCCCCACGGCAUUCCCCGUCAUGACCUCCUACAACAACACGGCUCGGAUUCGGUGAAUGGGACUUAUCGCUGUUUUUAACCUCGUGGAGAUUUUACCGGCUGCUUUGGGCUGAUUAUUGAGUCGUUGACGCCGUUACGGCCUCACAAUGGGGGGAACAAAGAGUAAGACGAAAGACCCAGGCCAGAGAUCCUUGAGUCUGGAUGGCACCAUUGGUAUGGGCUCCUCCAGUGGACAUCAUUUCAGCUCUGGCCCUCAGACCCAGACGCCUAAUCGGAGCCCUGCGGUGGGAACCAGCGUGCAGAGCAACGCCUAUCACACCAACAAUGCAGAGCUGGCCCUUUUCGGAGGUGUGGAACACCCAGGGAGCAUCAUGUCCCCCCAAAGAGGAGGUGUCACUACAUUCGUGGCUUUAUAUGAUUAUGAAUCUCGAACGUCGGCAGAUCUCACAUUUAAGAAGGGUGAACGACUGCAGAUCCUCAAUAACACGAGAAAGUACAACUACAGGGAAGGAGACUGGUGGUUGGCUCGUUCUUUGACCACAGGAGAGAGCGGCUACAUCCCCAGCAAUUACGUUGCGCCCUCGGACUCCAUCCAAGCCGAAGAGUGGUUUUUCGGGAAGAUAACACGCCGCGACUCUGAGCGACUGAUUCUUAACCUCCAGAACAGGAGAGGCACUUUCCUUGUGAGAGAAAGUGAGACGACAAAAGGCGCUUACUGCCUGUCUGUCCUGGACUACGACAACAUGAAGGGGCUAAACGUCAAGCACUACAAGAUCAGGAAACUGGACAGCGGAGGCUUUUACAUCACGUCCCGCACUCAGUUCACCAGUCUGCAGCAGCUGGUCCUCCACUAUCGAACACACGCAGACGGAUUAUGUCAUGUCUUGACGGAUAUAUGUCCCAUGCUGAAGCCACAGACGCAGGGCCUAGCACGAGACGCCUGGGAAAUCCCCAGAGAGUCACUCCGGCUGGAUGUCAAGCUGGGCCAGGGCUGCUUUGGGGAAGUGUGGAUGGGUCACUACAGAGGAGGAGUGUUUCAGGGUACUUGGAAUGGGACGACGCGAGUAGCCAUCAAGACGCUGAAGCCUGGCACCAUGUCACCCGAGGCUUUCCUGGAAGAGGCCCAGGUCAUGAAAAAGCUUCGGCAUGAAAAACUGGUCCAGCUGUACGCCGUCGUCUCAGAGGAGCCCAUCUACAUUGUUACGGAAUAUAUGAGUCAAGGCAGCCUCCUGGACUAUUUAAAAGGAGACAAGGGGAAAUAUUUGCGACUUCCACAGCUGGUUGAUAUGGCAUCUCAGAUUGCUGCUGGCAUGGCUUAUGUGGAGAGGAUGAACUAUGUACACAGAGACCUGAGGGCAGCAAACAUCCUCGUCGGAGACAACCUGGUGUGCAAGGUGGCCGACUUUGGACUUGCGCGACUCAUUGAAGACAACGAGUACACAGCCAGACAGGGUGCCAAGUUUCCCAUUAAAUGGACGGCUCCUGAGGCUGCACUGUACGGCCGCUUCACCAUCAAGUCAGAUGUCUGGUCUUUCGGCAUAUUGCUGACCGAGCUGGCCACAAAAGGACGAGUUCCGUACCCAGGCAUGGUGAACAGGGAGGUGCUUGACCAGGUGGAGCGAGGCUAUCGCAUGCCGUGUCCAGCUGAUUGCCCCAGCUCCAUGCACGAUCUGAUGCUCAGCUGCUGGCGGAAGGAGCCCGAGGAGCGACCCACGUUUGAGUACCUGCAGGGCUUCCUGGAGGACUACUUCACCUCCACUGAACCCCAGUACCAGCCCGGGGAAAACCUCUAGGGCUUCCAGUGUGAAUGUGGGGACUCAGACGCGUUGGGUAUGUGCUCGUGUGCACAAGUUCAUGUGUAUAUUUUGGGGGAAAAAGGGGGUUAACAGAGAAACUCUUUCCGUUGUGUAUGAAUAGGAUACGUAUGCCUGCGUAAGUGCGAGAGAGAGAUGCAGAAAUAGUCCUCCAAAUCUUGAGUGAGUCUUUGGAAGGCUAGCCAAAGGGUGCAGACAAACCCCUCUGUCCAGUUUUCAGACUGUAUUUUUUUUUUCACCCAGCAGAGUACUGCCACGUGCCCAGAGGUGCCAAAGGAUUGAUCCAUUCGUCUGUCGUUUUCUUCACUUACUUUUUUCUCCAUCCAUUUUUUUCUUUCAUCCAAGUGUAAUUUCUGCACCACUAAUUGUUUGCCAGUGUGCUGAGAGAGAGUGCAUUGUUUGUUGUACUUUUUCCCCAUCAGAUGAAUUCUUUUGUGGUACUUUUAAAUCAAAGGGCUGCUACUGAUCACUUGUAAUUACGGCAUGGGCUAAUUUCAGUCUUCUUUUGACGUUUUAGGACGCAAACGCAAAGGGACAACAUUACUCCAGCCAUUUUAAAUUGAAAAAAAUUGUCUGAAAUCUUGUUUUCUAUUCAGUCGCUCACUAUGAAGAAUUUUAAAUCGCUAUACCAACCAUGACACUAAUGUAUAGAAGCCUAUUCCCACCAGAUAGAAAAAUCAUCUACAAUUUUCAGUUCUGUUUCUGGUACGAGUAUGUCACAAAUUUGACUUAGUAUCUCAAAUAUAAUGACUUGUUUUUAUUAAGCAGUUGACUUUCUUGAUACAUGACUUAUUUGUCAAAUUAUUUACCUACUUUACUGACCUAUUGACUUUCUGUGUCAUUAUAAUGACUAGUAUAUUGCAGUAAUGAUAAUCCUUAAAAAUAUAUACUUUAUUGAAAUUUUAUAACGCAUAAUUUCAACAGAUUAUAUCAAUAUAGUCAACAGCUCAAGAAAAUAAGUCAGUAUUGUGACAUACUAUUUGCUGGAAACUGAAAAAGAAAAAAAGAAGUGCAUGGGCUUCCAUAUUAAUGUCUCCCUGAGCUGCUAGAAACGCUUGGUCUUCUUGCUGCCCGUUUCAGUGGAGAACAUGAAACAAUACUAGGUUGCACUAAUUUAAUAAAGUACCAGACAUCGGUUAUGUAAGAAGACGCUUUGAGUUUUUUGAAUUUUCACUUAUAUCCAUAUGUAAUUGUAUGUAUAUUUAUUGUGAAAUUCUGAUAAUAUACAAGCUGGUAAAAACAAAACAAAAAAAAUGAACUUUGCAGCUUUGUGAUCAGCCCAUAACUGUAAAAGUUAGUUGUUUUGGUAUCGAGGUUUCUGAACAGUUUUGCGUUACUCCACAAACAAACUCUUCGCCUUAGAGCUCCUUUCACAGUUGCCUAACAUCCCAAAUUUAGUGCAGUAUCAUGUGUUUAAACAGUAGCGCUAUUGUGCCAGUCCAGGUUACUUAGUUACAGAACAUGGAUUAAAGACAAGUUUAUGUUUACAUAUAAACCAGAGAACUCCAGUCAGAGGAGAAUGGUGAGAUUUUAAAAAAGGUAAUUAAUACAAUUAUCCACUUUCAAUUAUAGGUGAUCAGCCAGGUCAUGUUUGUGUCCAAAUUUUGAUUCUUUAGUUUGGUGUCGAAGUUACGAGGCUAAUGUAGCUAAGAAACACUGGAAGUUGUUUUUGUGAAGAAAUACAUCCCAAAAACUUCUUUCCCACAUUAUCUAGCUCUUCAUUAAGUUUGGGCAGACUGUGUGCAAUAUGGUUUAUGCCCAAGUUUCACACAGUGUCCUACUGUGUCCUAAACCACAUUAACAAGUCUGUGCCACCUUAAUGAGCAGCUGAUUGCGGCUUGAGCGGGUUGAGAGACAUUUUGGAGAUGUAUUUACAGAAAAGAUUUGGGUGACUACUGAUUUCUAGUGUUUGUUAGCCAAAUCCAGUGUAAUGUGGUGCAAAGAAACAUAUCACAGUUAUGUGACAAAUUUUUCCUGUAACAGUAGAUUAUAUCUUAAAUUAUUAUAAUUACAUUUUCUUUUCUCAUUGGUCACCUUUAAAAGAGCUAAAUUAAUUAUACCGGAUGCCUUUAAAUACAUUUCCUGCAUACAUUUCCUCUAUAUAGAUUAUCUGUCCUGCAUCAGCUGACUGCAGCUUUGAUUGUGAACGUGAGCAGUGCAGUGCAAGUGCAGGAAGCUCCAUAAACUGUCAAAUCAUCUAAUCAUGCAAAUAUGAAACUCAGAGUAAAAUAAUCCCAUUACAGUUUGAGAGAAGUAAUUAGUAAUUUGUGAUGGAUUAUUUUUAAGUAAUAACGCCAACUGGUUAUAUCAGUCUUGCAGCUCUAAACCAAAUUUUUUAAUUUAGAGGCACAAUUUAGACACCAAACAUGUCUAUAUCUGGGCUAAGUGGAAAAUUGUGUAAAUUUGACUCAACAGUUAAUUAGCAGGUUCAGUUGGCAUUUUCCCGUCUUGUAUAUAAACCAUCUUGUUCUGCUCUGUGGCCAAUAAGCAGAAGAAAUUCAGUGCAUAGUAUGCUAUUUAACACAAUGCUUAAUAUGCCUUACAAUGAUUUUGUUUUUCCACACAUUAAAGUUCAGAAUGGCUUAAAACUUUUUUUUUAAAAGAAACGAUAGCUACUAAACUUGGUCAAGAGUGAAGAUUGUGCCUUUCUAAAAUGGUUUUGGCUUGCGUUUUUCCUCAUGGAAGCAAAGACGAAUGCAAGUGAAGCAGCAUCCUCAUUGGACCUUCACACUUAAGGUCAAUGUGUGGGAGAAGGUGCUUGGUUAAUAAUUCCUGUAUUUAGGCUUGUUUUGAAGAAAAAGAAGGGAAUCUGACCUUCCUAAUCAGGCCUUUAGCUACAAAUCUGUUACAAGCUCAAAUGAUCGUUGCUGUGCUCCAAUAUUGCCUGACAUAAAUAUCUUUGCAUUAACUUACAUUAAAAGUAAAGAACAAUUUUGCCUUCCCCUGUAAAGUUGGCAUUUUGGAGAUUCUUGUUUUGCGUUGGACAGCAACGAUAUUCAGAAAGUACAGAAGAACUGCAUCAGAAGAUUUGUGCUAAUUGUAAAGAGCUGAACUGCAUGGAUGUCUUAUCUAGAACAUCAUAUCUGCAAAUCAUGUAGAGUUUUGGCAGUUUAGAACUUUCGUAGGUGGUCUAAUGUCAAAGGGGCCUUAGAGACAGUCUUUUUAAACCAUGCAUGAGUCUGAGAAUCUUUUUAUUUAUUUUUUUUUAGGCCCAAAUGUUUUUAACUGUAUACAUCAGUGUGACUGUGGAUUUAAUGAUGAAAUUCCCCUGUAAAAGAUAUUAUUUAUUUAUUUACUUCUUUUGAUAGAUGUCAGUCAGAUUGAACCCUUUUGGACUUCAUCCCGACAGCCGAGUAAUCGAUGCUGCUGUUCAUGCCGUCCUUUAUUCCGUCUGCAUGUCUCAGUAAUAAAUGAUCAAACAGUAGCGCAUGCAUUAUUAAUUACCCUUAAAAACAACGAAAAACAACAAGGUUCUUCAGAUUGAUUGAGAUUGAUUUGAAAAAGGUUCUGUACAGAACCAUCUACAGCACAUUCUCCAUCAAUUUGAAGAACACUUUGACAAUACAAAGAACCAAUUAAUCAUGCAAAGGCUUCUUUGAGUGUUUAUGGUUCUAUACAGAAUCAUUUUCUUUACUAAAGAAACCUUGAAGAACCAUCAUUUUUCUUUGCUUGGAGAAAUGGCUUUUCAGAUUGAAGGAGAAUGUGUUGUAUAUGGUUCUAUAGAGCACCAAAAAGGGUCCUUCUGUUGGGACAAACUUAACCUUGUGCCACUAGCAGAACCCUUUUGGUGAGAGGUUCUGUGUAGAACUACAUACAACAUGUUCUCCAUCAAUUUAAAGAACCAUUUCACCAUGCAAAGAACUAUCCUAUUAUUUCUCAUGAAAGUGGUUCUUUGAGUGUUCAUGGUUCUUUAUAAAGAACCCUUGCAGAACCAUUGUUGUUAAGUUACGCUAGAUAAAAUGUUGCAGGAUUAGAAGUUAACCUGUCAUGUGCGCCAAGUACUCAUUUCACUCGACUGCUAAUUUGAAAGUCAAAGCGAGGCUGCAGUGAGAGCAUCCUAGAACCAGACUGUGAAAACAGAGAAUAAAUAUUUCUGUUUCAUUAUAAAGAUGGGUUUGGGCAGAAGUACUCAAGCACUGAGGUAUCCGUCAAACUUCGAUUCCGAAGAACUACUUCAGAAGAUCCGUGGGAACGUUCUGCCAUUUUGCAUGGACGUCUAUCUAGAACAUCACGCUGCAAGUCAUGUAGCGUUUUGCCAGUGUAGAACUUUCAUAGGUGGUCUAACGUCGAAGGGGCCUUAGAGAGUCUUUUUAAACCAUGCACGAGUCUGAGGGGUUUUUAUUUAUCUUUUCGCUUAUUUAUUUAUUUAUAUAUUUAUUGAGGCCCAAAUAUUUUUAACUGUACACGUCAGUGUAAUUGUGGAUGUAAUGAUGGAAUUCCCCUAUAAAAGAUAUUAUUUGUUUAUUUCCUUCUUUUUGAUAGUCAGAUUGAACCCUGAAAAGAUGAGUAAGAUAAACAAUUAAAAUAUGAAGAAAUAUUCAAAAUUCCGCACUAUUUCUGUCUCACUGCUCAAUGUCAGCAAAUUUGUGGCCUUUAAUAAUGAAAAAGUCUUUGUUUUUCCUUUUUAGUCGGAUCUCUUCCUGUGACGCUUGUGUUUAGACAAUCUCAAACUCGCAGAGUCCAUGCAGCUCCAGUGCACACUGUCAUUGAAGCAAAUGGAGGACACACCACCAAAUUUUAAAAUUCUGAAAUUCGUGUUGUUUUUCCAGUUUUAUGCUGGUAGUAUAAUUUGUAAUGAGCUAUUUUGAAUGCAAAUUAGAAGCAUUUUCACUGGUGGUCUCAGAAUUUUGAACCCCACUGUAGAGAUAAUAAUAAAAAUUAAAAAGAAUGCAGUAUAAAUUAUAUUCUCAACAAGGAAAUGUAGAGAGCUAAUUCUGGCUAAAUGAGCGUAUCUUGACUAAGCUGUACCCGAUUCUCCUCAGUCAGCUUCUUCAGAUGGGUAGAUGUUUCAGCACUGUUGUUGUUGUUGUUGUUGUUGUUGUUGUUGUUGUUGUUGUUGUUGAAUUAAAAGGCAGUUUUUCAUGAAAAGCUUUCCUUCAUUGUAUAAAAUCCAGCUGGGCUGUGGGUGUUUGUGUUUGUUAAAGGCUCUAUUUUUUGGACAGCUUGUCUAAACAGUGACAGCAGAAUAUGUGAACUGUGUGUUCGUGCAGGUCGCUUUGGAGUCGACUCCCGAUUCCCAAAUGCCUGGAAUCAAAGAAUCAAUUCUUUUUAGGAUCGACUCACCUCAUCCUCGCUUUGGGUUUCAAGAUAGCGGUCGAGUGAAAGUACCGCGUGAUGUCUUUUUUUUUGUUGUUAGUCGACUAAUGUAAAGUUUACCUUCUUACUGCUGAAGGACUUUUGGUUUCCACACUGUUUGAGUUGACGGUUAAACUACUGACUACCCUUGUGUGUGUAGGUUGAACUUAAUCAUGAAACGUGCUGCGUCUGUGCUGAAGAAGCCAUAUACACAUAACUGCUGUUUAAUUCUGUAAUAUAAUGUAAUUUUUGUUGUUCAGAAAUCUGAAGAUCAGUAAUCAAGCAGUUCAUUAUCUGCGAACAAUCAAGAUGAUUUGAUUAUGAGUAGAUGUUUUCAUCAUUUGACUGCAAAGUUUUUUGUUUCCUUUUCGUUUAUGUGUGGUGAGGAGGGGGACGGGUUCUUUUUCAAACGCAAAAAAAAAAGGGAAAAAAUAAACUAAAAUAUGGGUUUAUGGUGGAAGGUUUGUAAUAUUUCCAUUUUAAAGAUCUAGUUUUAGGACUGUGCAUGUUAUUGACAUUGUACUAAUGACUAAUGUACGGCUACUUUGUAAAUAUUAAUAUUAUUAUUAUUAUUAUUAUCCUUUAAUCUCAAUUGGUUUGAGUGAUGCAAUGUGAAAUCUGGGCAAGAGCAUCUUUACCUUAAAGACCUUUCUAAAACUUUUUUUUUGUUUGUUUGUUUGGCUGCUGUUUGCAUUUGUAUCCUUAAUCUUGGGUCAAACUCAACUGAGUUUUUGGGGGAUUUUUGGUUUGCUUAGCUGUUUACCUGUUUAUUUUACUGAGUGCACAUUCAUGUGACUUUUGGUAACAUUUAAAAUAGAAAGCCACAGAACAUUUUUAAUUUCUACAAAAUUCAGUGUUUGAGACGUAAACAGAGUGAUUCAGAGUGGCCUGGUUGGAAAUGGUUCAGAUGUCUUUACAGUGGUGGUCAUAGGAACCAGGGGUCACCAUGACUACAACACAGUAGUGAUAAAUGCAGGGAAAAUAAAUGAAUACAUUUAAUAAACAUUUUCUUGCACACUGUUUUGCCUUCCAGUGUCCUGUAUAACCAUUUCAUGGAAUAACUUUCUGUGAGGGACCUUUUGGAGGUGGACGUCUGGUUCCACUGUAAACAAUUCUGACACCAAACCACUCUGAAUGACUCUGUUUACAUCUCCAUCGUUGAAAUAAGCAGAAAUUUGGGGAAUUUGGUGGAAUUUCCAGAUAUACCAGUUCAGCAUGAAUCUGUCAUGCGUUUCUCCUGAUCAUAAUAAACAGACACAUUUAAGAAACCUAGAGCAAUAAUAACUAAUAACUCAGCUAUAGAUUUAACUCUAGACUAUAGAUAGAAGCGCUCAUGGUGCAUUUUAGCAGCUGAAUCCAACGUUAAUGAGGUUUGCUUUUCUGGAUGAAACUUCCUUUUUCUCAUCAUCAGUGCCAUAAACUUAUUUAUUUACAUGAUUUCUUUAUAUUUCUCAGGAAUCAUUAAUCUUAUGUAUUUCUGUAAGUCUCUUUGUUUGAACAUUAAUUCUUUGCAAUAUUCUAGUUUUGCAUGUUUAUAGCGGGAGGUGAGGCACCUUCUAUGAGGCGACAGUGCCUCGUCCCUCCCCGUGCAUCCAGUGACCGAGAAUGUUAAAUGUGCAAAGAUCCUUGAAUUGUGUGAAUCACCUCUUUGUUUAAGAUGCGAGAUGAGGUCCGGUUAGGUCGGGGCAGCGGAGUCUCUUCUAGGUACAUUUGCAUCAGAUAUUACUUCAUUUUCACCCCAGAGUGUCCGCUCUCUGGGUCACUCUGCUAUAUAGAUCUGUACAAAGCGUUUAGCUGUGCCAUUGUGUCCUUCAGUUACUUAAGACUACUUAAUAAGUUUGAUUUUCAGGUGUCAAAGUCAUAUUUGCAGAGACUGAGAGUGUUUCUCAAAGCCUAUGCAUAAACUGGCCUGCCAUGCCUGAAUAAUUUUCUAUUAGAACCCACUGUAAAGGCAAAUUUAAGCAAAUGAGAACAAAAACAAUUUUGUAAUUAGAAUCUUUUUGUUUGUUUUCAUUUCUUUCUUUCUUUUUUUUUUUGCUUGCAAACCAGUUUGUUCAGAAUGGGUCUUGUUCCAUUGUAUGUUGUCAUUAUCAGUGGAUGUGCAAUAAAUUAUAAUUCAAGGCUGUUUUGUAAUACA
This is a messenger RNA of Pygocentrus nattereri (red-bellied piranha), 9459 nucleotides long. RefSeq names its product proto-oncogene tyrosine-protein kinase Src. The transcript has 14 exons. Gene Ontology annotation, cellular component: extrinsic component of cytoplasmic side of plasma membrane. The record is from RefSeq and is a predicted model, not a curated record. NCBI's taxonomy places the organism in Eukaryota, Metazoa, Chordata, Actinopteri, Characiformes, Serrasalmidae. Gene Ontology annotation, molecular function: growth factor receptor binding; ATP binding; non-membrane spanning protein tyrosine kinase activity. The coding region runs from base 360 to 2006 and encodes 548 amino acids. Gene Ontology annotation, biological process: innate immune response; bone resorption; negative regulation of intrinsic apoptotic signaling pathway.